GGCGACCGACCGAGCAAGUGGGAGCCUGAACCCGCGCCCCCGGCUUCUCUCCGUUCCUCUCCGCGCCAGAGCCGGGCGCGCAGGAGCCGGGCCCCUUCUCGUCUUGCUUCCUAUCUGUCCGCUCCUACUCCUCCUCUCCCCCUCUCGCUGCCUUUGCUGCUUCUGCCCUCACCCCCUGGAGGCUCAGGUCUGCGGGGCCCACCCACCCGCUCUGGGGCCAUGGGAGCACUGCUGGGACUCCUGGCGCUGCUGCUGUGGGGCGCUGGGGCCGAGGGCCCAGCCAAGAAGGUGCUGACGCUGGAGGGGGACCUGGUGCUGGGCGGGCUGUUCCCCGUGCACCAGAAGGGCGGCCCGGCCGAGGAGUGCGGGCCGGUCAACGAGCACCGCGGCAUCCAGCGCCUGGAGGCCAUGCUGUUCGCGCUGGACCGCAUCAACCGCGACCCGCGCCUGCUGCCGGGCGUGCGCCUGGGCGCGCACAUCCUGGACACCUGCUCCAAGGACACGUACGCCCUGGAGCAGGCCCUGGACUUCGUGCGCGCCUCGCUCAGCCGGGGCGCCGACGGCACACGCCACGUCUGCCCCGACGGCUCCUAUGCCACCAACGACGAUGCUCCCACUGCCGUCACCGGUGUCAUCGGCGGCUCCUACAGUGACGUCUCCAUCCAGGUGGCCAACCUCCUACGGCUGUUUCAGAUCCCGCAGAUCAGCUAUGCGUCCACCAGUGCCAAGCUGAGCGACAAGUCCCGCUACGACUACUUCGCCCGCACGGUGCCCCCCGACUUCUUCCAGGCCAAGGCCAUGGCCGAGAUCCUCCGCUUCUUCAACUGGACCUACGUGUCCACCGUGGCGUCCGAGGGCGACUACGGCGAGACGGGCAUCGAGGCCUUCGAGCUGGAGGCCCGCGCCCGCAACAUCUGCGUGGCCACCUCGGAGAAGGUGGGCCGCGCCAUGAGCCGCGCGGCCUUCGAGGGCGUGGUGCGCUCGCUGCUGCUGAAGCCCAGCGCCCGCGUGGCCGUGCUGUUCGCCCGCUCGGAGGACGCGCGCGAGCUGCUGGCCGCCGCCCAGCGCCUCAACGCCAGCUUCACCUGGGUGGCCAGCGACGGCUGGGGGGCCCUGGAGAGCGUGGUGGCCGGCAGCGAGGGGGCCGCCGAGGGCGCCAUCACCAUCGAGCUGGCCUCCUACCCCAUCGGCGACUUCGCCGCCUACUUCCGCGGCCUGGACCCCUGGAACAACAGCCGCAACCCCUGGUUCCGCGAGUUCUGGGAGCAGAGGUUCCGCUGCAGCUUCCGGCAGCGGGACUGCGCGGCCCACUCCCUGCGGGCCGUGCCCUUCGAGCAGGAGUCCAAGAUCAUGUUCGUGGUCAACGCCGUGUACGCCAUGGCCCACGCGCUGCACAACAUGCACCGCGCCCUCUGCCCCAACACCACCCGCCUCUGCGACGCCAUGCGGCCCGUCAGCGGGCGGCGCCUCUACAAGGACUUCGUGCUCAACGUCAAGUUCGAUGCCCCCUUCCGCCCCGCCGACACCCACAGCGAGGUCCGCUUCGACCGCUUCGGCGACGGCAUCGGCCGCUACAACAUCUUCACCUACCUGCGGGCGGGCAGCGGGCGCUACCGCUACCAGAAGGUGGGCUACUGGGCGGAAGGCCUGACGCUGGACGCCAGCCUCAUCCCCUGGGCCGCGCCCUCGGCCGGCGCCGUGCCCGCCUCCCGCUGCAGCGAGCCCUGCCUGCGGAACGAGGUGAAGAGCGUGCAGCCCGGCGAGGUGUGCUGCUGGCUCUGCAUCCCCUGCCAGCCCUACGAGUACCGGCGGGACGAGUUCACCUGCGCCGACUGCGGCCUGGGCUACUGGCCCAACGCCAGCCUCACCGGCUGCUUCGAGCUGCCCCAGGAGUACAUCCGCUGGGGCGACGCCUGGGCCGUGGGGCCCGUCACCAUCGCCUGCCUGGGCGCCCUGGCCACGCUCUUCGUGCUGGGCGUCUUCGUGCGGCACAACGCCACGCCCGUGGUCAAGGCCUCGGGCCGAGAGCUGUGCUACAUCCUGCUGGGCGGCGUGUUCCUGUGCUACUGCAUGACCUUCGUCUUCGUGGCCAAGCCCUCCACCGCCGUGUGCACCCUGCGGCGCCUGGGCCUGGGCACCGCCUUCGCCGUCUGCUACUCCGCCCUGCUCACCAAGACCAACCGCAUCGCGCGCAUCUUCGGCGGCGCCCGCGACGGCGCCCAGCGGCCGCGCUUCAUCAGCCCCGCCUCGCAGGUGGCCAUCUGCCUGGCGCUCAUCUCGGGGCAGCUGCUCAUCGUGACGGCCUGGCUGGUGGUGGAGGCGCCGGGCACGGGCAAGGAGACGGCGCCCGAGCGGCGGGAGGUGGUGACGCUGCGCUGCAACCACCGCGACGCCAGCAUGCUGGGCUCGCUGGCCUACAACGUGCUGCUCAUCGCGCUCUGCACGCUGUACGCCUUCAAGACCCGCAAGUGCCCCGAGAACUUCAACGAGGCCAAGUUCAUCGGCUUCACCAUGUACACCACCUGCAUCAUCUGGCUGGCCUUCCUGCCCAUCUUCUACGUCACCUCCAGCGACUACCGGGUGCAGACCACCACCAUGUGCGUGUCCGUCAGCCUCAGCGGCUCCGUGGUGCUCGGCUGCCUCUUCGCGCCCAAGCUGCACAUCAUCCUCUUCCAGCCGCAGAAGAACGUGGUCAGCCACCGCGCGCCCACCAGCCGCUUCGGCAGCACCGCGGCCAGGGCCAGCCCCAGCCUCGGCCAAGGGUCUGCCUCGCAGUUCGUCCCCACCGUCUGCAACGGUCGCGAGGUGGUGGACUCCACAACAUCGUCGCUUUGAGGACCCCGCACCCCGCCUCGCCCGGCACAGCUGCUCCCCGGACGGACGGACGGUGCGGACGUGACCAGUGACCGGAGCCGGGAGGAAGUUGGCGGGAGCACUGCAAUAAGCCAGCCCCAUGCCCGCCCCAGCCCUCGCCUGCCUACUCCAUGCACUCAGCCACUCCUGCAGCCGUCACCCACUGCCCUGGCCACGGGCCCCCCCUGCCAGGCCCAGGAGGUGAGGGAGCAGCCAGGGGCCACGUGACCGGGGGCCACGGCGGCUGAGGACUGCAGGCCCCUUCCCCGUCAGCAAAGGUGCUUCCGGCCCUGCUCCGACUCCUUCUGCCCUUCACGUCUUUUCUAUGAGUUCUUCCGGGGUGGGCGGGGUCGUGCUGGGCUGUCCCUCCCCCGCACAGUAGCUUGCCCCGUGGUUUAUUUUGUAUUACCUGUAAAUAAAGUGUCUUUAUUUUAAAA
Molecule: messenger RNA, 3290 nt
Organism: Myotis daubentonii (Daubenton's bat)
Lineage: Eukaryota; Metazoa; Chordata; Mammalia; Chiroptera; Vespertilionidae
Gene: GRM2
Product: glutamate metabotropic receptor 2
Biological process (GO): G protein-coupled receptor signaling pathway
Cellular component (GO): membrane
Molecular function (GO): G protein-coupled receptor activity
Source: RefSeq, a predicted model, not a curated record